This is a messenger RNA of Cladocopium goreaui, 558 nucleotides long. NCBI's taxonomy places the organism in Eukaryota, Dinophyceae, Suessiales, Symbiodiniaceae. The record is from the annotation of a GenBank genome assembly.
AUGAUCAACGACAAGCAUUGCUUUGAGAUGUACGGCUACGAUGUUCUGAUAGACGUGGACUACAAGCCCUGGCUUCUCGAGGCCCGGUUCGUUGCGGUUCGCGGACAGGUGAGACGGAACGCUUCGUUGAAAGUGAAUGCUUCACCCUCGUUGACGGCAAAUACCGUGGCAGACUACGAAAUGAAGUACGGUCUGCUGGAUGAUCUGCUAACGCUUUUGGACUUCGAGAAAUAUUUGGCGGGCAAUGAACUUCAAGUUGGUGGCUUUGAUCUACUGUACAAGGAUGGCUGCCGCUACUCACCGCCAGAAGGAUCCGUCUUCACCUCUUACCUAGGUGCUUACAACAACCGUCUAUCUCAGUUGGAGAAACUGGCAAAGACACGUGCCUGGGAACUGAGGAACACGAGCAAAUCGACCGGUGGCUUUUUCGGCGAGGAAGAAGUUGUGCGGUCUCAGCCAUCCCGAAGGCAUGCAGAGGACAUCAGGAACCCUUCAGAUCCCAGUUGUGCCCGGACUGUUCGAUCCUAUCCUGCCCCGGCGGCUGCUGGCAAGAAUUGA